UAGUCCCCUCGCACAGCCGGGGGAAGGGGUGAUGGAAGAGGAAGAACUUCCCUUUGUCGUAGGAGAGGAUUGAGUGACCUCCAAAGUUUUGUUCCGGGAGGAAACCGCUCGAAUAAGUUUGGUGUUCGGAAGGGGAGCGUGCUGGCCGGGCUGGGGGCUGCCAUGGUGCUGGCCCCCGCCGCAGGGAGAUAGCAGAGAUGGUGGCCUGAGGGCGCCGGCCCCACGCGCAGACAUGGCCUUCGCCCAGUCCCACAUCAUGGCAGCCAGGAGGCACCAGCACAGCCGGCUCAUCAUCGAGGUGGAUGAGUACAGCUCCAACCCCACACAGGCUUUCACAUUCUACAACAUUAACCAGGGACGCUUCCAGCCCCCACAUGUGCAAAUGGUUGAUCCGGUGCCCCAUGACGCUCCGAAGCCUCCAGGAUAUACACGAUUUGUCUGUAUUUCUGAUACUCACUCAAGAACUGAUCCCAUCCAAAUGCCAUAUGGAGAUGUGCUAAUACAUGCUGGUGAUUUUACUGAGCUGGGACUUCCUAGUGAAGUAAAAAAAUUCAAUGAGUGGCUAGGUAGCCUGCCCUAUGAAUACAAGAUUGUGAUAGCAGGAAAUCAUGAAUUGACCUUUGACCAGGAAUUCAUGGCUGACUUGAUCAAGCAGGACUUUUACUAUUUCCCUUCUGUUUCUAAGCUGAAGCCAGAGAGCUAUGAAAAUGUACAGUCUCUUCUAACCAACUGCAUCUAUCUUCAAGACUCUGAAGUGACGGUGAGGGGAUUCAGAAUAUAUGGCUCCCCUUGGCAACCUUGGUUUUAUGGCUGGGGCUUUAAUCUUCCACGAGGCCAAGCACUAUUAGAGAAAUGGAACCUUAUUCCAGAUGGAAUAGAUAUUCUUAUAACACAUGGACCACCUCUCGGUUUUCUAGACUGGGUUCCUAAGAAAAUGCAACGAGUAGGGUGUGUUGAGCUGCUGAACACAGUCCAGAGACGAAUACAGCCAAGGCUUCAUGUUUUUGGACAUAUCCAUGAAGGUUAUGGUGUCAUGGCUGAUGGAACCACCACCUAUGUGAAUGCAUCUGUGUGCACUGUGAAUUACCAGCCACUUAAUCCACCUAUAGUUAUUGACUUACCUACUCCAAGGAACACAUGAUUAUAAUGAGGAUUUAAAGUUGUACCCGACACAUAAGCAACUUUAUAUUGCUGUCUGAGAAUCCCAAUAGGGAACCAUUCAACAAAAAAAAGCAAAAUCCUUUUUUUCCCUGCUAGCUCUUCACAGAUAAAUUUAGAGUAACAAAAGUGGACAAGGAACAAAGACAUUUUGGUGCCAGAACCAGAUUAAAGACUAACAUUUCACCAUUAAAAUGUUUGUGAACACAGAAAAGUGAAUGCAUUCUACACAUAUAU
Messenger RNA from Serinus canaria (Common canary), 1395 nucleotides. RefSeq names its product metallophosphoesterase domain containing 1 (gene MPPED1). The coding region runs from base 233 to 1141 and encodes 302 amino acids. Gene Ontology annotation, molecular function: hydrolase activity. The record is from RefSeq and is a predicted model, not a curated record. The transcript is spliced from 7 exons. Lineage: Eukaryota; Metazoa; Chordata; Aves; Passeriformes; Fringillidae.